Podarcis lilfordi (Lilford's wall lizard) is the source of this 8392-nucleotide messenger RNA. The record is from the annotation of a GenBank genome assembly. Lineage: Eukaryota; Metazoa; Chordata; Lepidosauria; Squamata; Lacertidae.
AUGGUAAGACUCAAAGGCAGAGCUCUGCAAAAAUUGGAACAAAACUGUGUGAGCUUUUUCUGACAGAGAAGGGGAAAGGUUAAGAGGCAACUACCUCUGUUACACGAGAGGUUCUUGCAAACACAGAAGUUUGUGACAUUUUUUUUUUUUUUUACUCUUAUAAUUUUUAAGAGAACCUGACAGAUCAGUGAGUCUAAGGGCCACGUCACCCAUUUUGCAGAGGCAAACCUGGGUACCAACUGGAUACUCAAGGAGCAGCAGCUCACCAGGACUCCUUGACUCGUAUUCCUGGUUUAUUUGAUACUUAAAACACACUUGCAAAUGUGUUUCACGCUUUCACGCUUUUCUAUUUUAUGUGAGCGCUUAAAAAAGGAGCAUGCUGAAAAAGGAAUGUAUGCUGUGGCCCUUAGGCAGCUGGGGGUUGGAAUCACAUGAGCUCUCUACAGUAAUUAAUCCAGGUCUGCAUUAUUUUGAUAUAAGCCUUAAUGUUACAAGAGACUCAUGUGAACAGCUAGCAUAUAAUAUGGUUCAUCUUCUAACUAAAAAGAAAAGAGGACUGUGGCACUAUAAGCAAAACUGUAAAGGCAGACAUGUUUGCAUGGUUCCCAUGGAGUGCACUUGGAGAAGACUCACACUUUGCAACAUCUUUGGCCAGCAGUGGCCUCUCCUUGUCAUCUUAGAGAGCACAUUCACACAGCAAUUGCCUGUGCUCCUAGUUUGUCACUAUGGUGCCCAACUAGAGAUCUGGCCAAAAGCCUUAGAAAAGGCAGGUCCCUUUUUGCCUGAGACACCUAUGCAAUGAGAACCAGUGUCUGCCUGAGGGAGACACAGUCAUCCCCACCAGCUGUGUGGAUGGAUGAAGGGGACCAGGGUCAAAGUCUACAGGGUAGAAGCUACACGGGCAAUGCAACUGCACCUGAUACCCAAAUGGGUCUGGUGCAGACAUGAUGUUGAGUUGCAAGUCUAAAAAUAUUAGUAGGAAGGUCUGUUGAUGGUAGUUCAGCUGUUUGCUAAGAACCCAGCUUCUCAGUCAAGAUGCAGAUAUACUGCCUACACAACCUUUGGCACUAUCUUCCCCUCCUGCUCUGGUACCAUUGAGUGACCUCUAAGCCUUAUGUUAUUCCUUCCCAUGGAUUACAAGGUGGGGAAAGUUAUCAUAUGUAUGUAGACUAGAGGCUGUCUUCUAAAGUAGCCAAGCCAGGGUAUUUUACCAGCGUGGAAUGCUUUGUAGAACAAAGGCCAAUCAUUUGAUACAGCAGUUGGCUUAGGACAUGGAAAUUCAUGUAGGAGAUAAAGGCAGAGGCCAUGCUUUCAAGCUGGCUGCCUCUUGAAUUCCUUGCACUGUUGAAUUGGUUACUCUACUAAUAAAAGCAUAAGCAGGUACUUGGGCCCUACCUCACUGUGCUGUCUCAUUGGAGGAGACCAGAAAAUGUCACCUUAGCUUCAGAGAAUGCUAGUUGAGUUUUCCAUGCGCAAGGAAACUGCACACUCACCUUGUUGGCAAUCACCCAUUGUAAAGACCCAGUUUUGGCAGCAGUCUGCGUACCUGUUUGGUUCAUCUUGGAGUUGUGGCCACCAUAGCAGUUAUGGAGUUCAUGGAUCUUUCUGAUGAUAGACAGACUGGAAAUAAUUCCAAGUAGAAGGGGUGGCAGCUACUCAUAGUGGACCUACAUACAGGAUGGAAGGCUUGGUUGGUAAGCAUAUGUUCUUGGCAGCUGCUUCAGCUUGGAUGGCAAGCUGGGGUAGAAACUCCCAAAAUGGAGAUUUGCUUCCAACUUGAGUCGAACAAGGCAUUUGGUAGCAACAACUGCAAGUUUCUCCACCCAGCUCCUUCCCUGCCACUCAGGCCUCCCCUGUUCCCCUGCCCCCCCCCCCAAAUAUACAAAGGAUUACCCACAAUGACAAGUGCAAAAUCUGAGGAUGCUUCUUCAGGGCUCUAGGUUGAAUUUGUGUCCCCUACAGGUUUUCUCAACAGUGGCUGCUACAACCUCCCUCCCUCCCUUCCAUUGUAAAUAUUUGUACAGUGUGUAAAAUAAUAAAACUAAAUUAAAAAUCUCAUGUGGUAUGAAGAAAAAAAAAAAGAAAAACAACAACUCACAGGCCCCUUUUCGGGGGCUCCAUCUCACCAACCAGCACACCUGCCAACUCUUGCUUUUGUGUACAAAAGAUCAACAAACAAAGCCUGGUGUUUGUGACUGGCUCCUUUGGACUGUUCCUCUUCUUGCAAAGCAUAGCAGAGUCUUGUAGAGUUGUUGUGGCUGUCACAUGACAUGUACCUUUCAUGCCCUCAUCCUGCCUCCCAUGUAUCUUCAGUUGUUCCCUUAUUUUUUAUUUUUAUUAUCUUGGAGGCAGGAGGGGUUCUGUAUAAAAAUUAAUUUUAAAAAAUACCAACCACCACCCAUCAAACAAAAGAAGAAGUUUACAGUUGUAAGUGCAAUGACCUAAAUCCUUUAUCUGAACAUUGUAAAUGAUGUGUGUGUCCUGCUGUGCUCUGUGAGAACUUGUAGUAUUUCAGUGUACCACCUCAUGUAUUGUGAUUCCGUAUGGGAAGUUGCCCUACAAGGUAUUUCUGUGGAAAACAGAAUAAAAGGACUUAAUAUGAUUCACAAGGCUGAGUCCCUACCUGCUGGGGGCACAUAAAGUUAGGGUGGUCCCCCCACCUGGGGGGGUUACCUAGAUUUGAAAGCGGUGUAAACUUUCAUUGCUUCUCCAUACACUUCCUUCUAGAGCCUAGUUUUCAGAUUGGUGGUACAGCCAGUGCUAUUUUUUCUAGAAAAGGAGGUGCUGGAACUCUCUUACAGUGGUAAUGGUGCCCACCUCAGAGGUGCCGGAACAGAGUUCCGCUUAGUUCUGGUUGUGGGAGGGGAAAAGCCCUGUGUACAGCCAUAUCUGGACAGCACUCCUUCAGACUAUGGACAGUUCCUGUAGCUGAAUGUAACUGAAAAUGGCCUGGACACACAGAAAACCACCACUCUGAUAAUGAAGCCAAAACUGAUGAGCAUCAGUCACUGCCUUAUAGAUUGCAGCUGUCACUGACCUAGUCAGCACAUGAGGCUGCCAUGGUCAAAUUAGUCUGGGUCUUUCCCAAUUCUAAAAGGAGAGCUGUACCAGCUGGAAAGGGCCAUCUAUGCACCAGCCAUCCUGACCACAGUGUACUAGAAUGGAGGUGGUUUUACGUGCCACAGCAAGGUGCACACACACCCAUGGCUCCAGAUGUCUCAAGAGUCCUUUCACACACACUCAUCCAGCAAGAGAUCCAAUAUGCACAGUAGAGGAUUUGCUCCCCACCCUGACUGUAGUCAAGGGAACAUGUAACACAAGUAUUACAGUCAGCCAUCUAUCUGUAUGUCCACAGGGUCAAUUUGUGUGAUCAGUCCCCCUCGGGAGGAAAAAAGGGGGAGGGAAGAGCACCCAGAAUGGUUCUUUGUGUGUACAAUGUGCUUCUCCUUUUGCACUAAAUAACAUUCCUGCAUUACUGAAAAAUCCCAGAGAGAAGCCAGGCUUUAACUGGGAAUAGGGGCUGCGGCUGGUGUCUCUUUCUUUUACUGCAUCCAUAAGCAUAAUGUUGCAGUGCCAGGCCAACCCAACAAGCAGUAUAAAUGGAUGCCUCAGGCAUCAGAAGUCAGCUCUAGGGAUGGGGGGUGGCAAGUUACACACACAGAUAUCCAGUGGAGUCCUGACUGAUGAAAGCAGACAGCUUGUACCUGCUGUAGCUGUAACAGAUCUAAUCACAUCAUGAGUGCCCAAAUCCUGCUCCCAUCAUUCCCAGAUUCCCUGCUACAUCACAUAUUCCCAGGGCCUUGAUAAGCAUCAAUGGAUUCCUGAGGAUCCUGAUUGGACUGACUUGCAUCUUCAUGAUAGGUGAGCUCAUGAAGUUGCUUCACAUUGUCAGACACUGGAAAUUUUUUUUUAGAGUUACAAAAGAAAACAAAGUAGAAAAAGAACAAAGAAAGAACAAAGAAAAACACAAACCACAUCCAACAAUACAAAUUCAAAAAAACAAAACAAAAAUACACCGCAAACAUUUAAAAACAAAUCCAUUAUUCUCAAAUCCUCAACUGUCAUUACCUUCUUUCUUUGACCUCCUCCUCCUCCCUUUUUUUGUAUCCUAGUUGUUAAUUGUUGCAGCAAAUCCUUUCCAUGUUUCAUAAAAUUCUGUCAUUACAUUACCUUAAACUAUUUUAAUCUUAUCUUACUAUAAAAAACCUGAAACUUAAAACUUAAAUCUUAUUUUUACCAACUUCUCAUAACCAUAAUAUUCUUACAUAAUUCUUGAAACAUUUUUACUAAAGCCAAGUAAUUUCAUUCCAACAUUUUUCUAACAUUCAUCAAUUUUAUAAAACAAUCCUAGUAGUAGAAAAAGAAAUAAAAACAAUCCAAUCUUCAUCCAGCGUCCUGUCCUCCUGGUCCCGGGUUUUGUCAGUCCUUAUUAUCCGAUCGAUCUAGCGCAUUAACCUGGUAACCUUCACAUUGUCAGACACUGACCCCUGGUCCCACUAGUCCAAUACUGUUUACUCUGGUGGACAGCAGCACCCCCACCUGAGCCUCAGGCAAAGGUUUUUGCCAGCUCUGCUAGCAGAGGUCUCUUAACUGGUGAUGCCAGGGGUUGAAACUGGGAUUUCUGCACUUCCAUGGAGUGACAGCCCUUCCCGUAAAUCCAGACUUGCUGUGCCUAGAUUUGCUACUAAUCCAUUAAUCACAUCACCCUGCCGCAUUCAAUAGACAGAGUUCCAGGUCUUUCAGACAAAUCCUUUAGGACAGGUAGCUGAGAUCUGUGCUCCACCAGAAAGGUACCUGGUCUAGCCCCUGCAGAUGUCAUCUGGGUAGUCAUCAAUAGCAGACCCAGAUAGAACAUGUUACAGUAGUCUAGCCGUGAGGUCACAAAAGCAUAUUUGCUAGGUUUGGGUAGCAUUAAAAAGGGUAUCCCAAAAUGUAGCCAGAUGUAUCAUAAGGCUAUGAACCAGAAAAGCUAGAGGAGUCGCAGUCAGGGAUGAGGGGAAUCGUGAUUCAACAACACGGCUAUCCUACAGGGGAAAUGGCAUGAGCAGAUAGAGCUAUGUCCUACAAACCAGCAGUGAGUAAGACCACUCUAAAGGAUACAAAUGGUGGCAAGGGGCAUCAUAAAGUCACUCAAACAAUAUGAACUAUUUGAUGAACAAUGUGGAAGCCUGCAGAAAGGUUUUAUGAGCUCAACAGGUAGAAAUGGUUUAUUUCUACCACAAGCUCAAGAUCACUAACAAGGACCACAAAUGAUAUGGCCAAGUUUGGGGGAGGAAAAGGGAAACAUUUUUAAAGAGUCUGGAAAAAUAAAUGGUAUUGGGAAAUGCAGAAGAAACAGAAUCAAGGAGCCUUCCUUGGAGAAGCUUUAAAACUAAUCCAUCACUGGUUAGUAGCUAACAUGCUACCUACCUACAGAUGAUGUUGGACUAUACAGUUCCCAUCUCUAACCACUGGCCAUGCUGGCUGGCAGUGUUGGGAGCUCAAAGUUAAACAAUUUUCAGAAGGCACCACUUUAGUUCUUGCUAGGGUGGGGAGCCUGGACCCAAUAUUGAUUUUCUCUCUCUCUCUCUUUUAACCAGGGACAGAAUUACUGUGGGUUUAAGGCUGUCCAGGACUUUCCCAAAAUAAUCCCUGUGUUAAAUUAAAUUAAAAAAACCACAGCCAAAGUACCCAAUUUCUCCACAUUUCUAUGUCUUUGUAUGAUUUUAGGCGGGGUUGUGUUUUAAAAAAGAAUGGCGUCUUUGACUUCUCAGAAUUGCUUCUGCUGCUUUUUCAGCGCGCACACACAGAGAGUGCUCAAAUCGACUUCAGGUACAGACAUAGUUCAUAUCACAUCCAAGGCUUUAAACAAGCACAUUACAUGUCAGGAAUAGCAUGGAAGAGGAUGCCCACCUGCUGCUGUCUCCAACCCUGAGGCUGCAAGGGCUUAAAGCAUCAAGGCCUGUCAAAGACAUUGCUUCUCUCAGAAAGCCAAUUACCCUGCCCCCUCUUCUUCUUUUAACUGUUUAUCCCUCUCCCAUCAUACCUGGGUCUCUCUCAGCCCACCCACUGCAUAUGGAUGCGGCUCCCACUCAGUGCCUGCAGAACCAUCUGCCACCGAGUGCUUCCUGUUGCAGUUCAGCUGAUUAGCAGCACACAGGAAGCGCCAAUCUGGAAGGUGUGAUUUGUCAUUCCACUCCAGUCACCCUGCCAUGGGGGCAGCUUCCCACUCGGCUUUGCAGGGCGAGGUUUUCUCCUGACCCUGAGAUAUUGGCUGGCUGGAUUAGCAGGGAAGCUGCUCCCAUAGACCUUAAGCCUUAACAAGCUGGGAAAGGGUUGGUGCCUGCCUCCGGCAGACACUGCCUCCUGCUAGGAGCCCCAUCCAUUCACAUUUUCAAGCGGCUGCCUGCAGACCCAGGAGCUGCACAGCUUUCCUGUGGGAGUCACAUGGCAUGUGCUAUUCCCCGUUCAAGUACUGGCGCAGGAACAUUUAGUCCCACGCAGCCAGAGUUGGCAAGAGCUUGUGCGAGGCACCCCUUGUUUGCCAAGAGAGGUGUCUGCAUUGAUUCCAUGGAGUCAUGAAAGCGACGUGUGUGCCCUUCUGAGAUGAAAGUACAGUGCAUGAAGUGACAGCCAAAACCAAGCAAAUCACUCUUCCUUUCCAAAGCUGCAGGUGCCGGGCCCCCAAGCGGGUUAGAUGGAUAGCUAGAUCUGUUGCAAAGGCAAGACGAGAGGAACUGCUCAUGAACAAUCUUCCACAGUUGAAUUAUAAAUACUUAAAGGGGGGGGACGGGCUGUGAGGAAUUAUGGGAUGCAGGAGUAUCCAUAGUUCAAGUGCCAUACACACAAAAACCAAUGGUCUCACUCUACAAACUUUUGGACCUAUUCCAUUUUCUAUAACCCCUCCUUCCCUCCGCUGACUGCCAGCAGCCUGCUUUUUCCUCAAAGGACACCCCUUCUGUCACCUUCCACUUCAUGUGGUAAAAUCAGCUUAUCAUAGCACCACAAAUAACACAGUGGACCACAGAGCAGCUAGGGCCUUCCCUCUCCCCCUUGACUGCUGUCUAGCAGAAUCACGAAGAACAGGAUCCAGAUGCUCAGUCCUUGGUAGGGCACUGGAGAACCCAGUGACCUUGCCCUCUUCCCAGUGGCCAUGUCCCUUUAUGAAAACAGCAGAGCUAAGCAAUGCUUCACCAUCUGCUAAGCAUCACAAGAACAGAUACAGCUGAUGCACAACUUUCAUUGAGCAACAUCAGUGAUGGUAAAGGAGCAUCCAAGCUGUGGUGUUGUUGUUUUUAAAAACUCUCUUACAGAAACAAUUGGAAAUGCUGAAGCAGCCCAGGGAUUCAUACCAGCACACAGUGCAGAAAACAGUGGUAGCAAGACAAACUGCAGCUCCAUAAUUGCUAAAACACAACCUAAGGGUGAAGGAAUUACAAGUGACUUUCACAUGCAAUGGACACAAAUUGGAAGAGGCUUUGGUAAUUGGCUUGCCACCCUGCCUGUGGAGCUGCUAAAAUUGUAAAUAAGAUCCAAAAACAGUUAUAUUGGCAUGAGAUUUGGUGUCCCUUUCUAUUAUUCCUGAAUGCCUAGUGUGAGCCCCACACUGAACGGCAUGUGGGUUUUUACUUGGCUGGACUUUACUCAAACAUGCCUGAAUGUCACUGUGACUGAACUGGAGGUAUCAACCACACCAAACCUAUGUCACUACUUUUAAAAACAAACCUGUUUUCAUUUCCAUUAGGUCUGGUGUUUUUUUUAAAAAAGUACAUUCACAAUUCAAGCUAGUAGCAGCAGAAUCGCUGAACUUCAUUUGACUUUUGCAAAGAUAAAAUUCAGAUUGGAAGUAGUAGGUGGUUGAACAACCCUCAUAAAAAUGUAGGCUUUUCGUUCCAAGUUAGUGGCAGCCAGAUGAUUGCAGAAACGUUUCAAAUUUGCUGCCUCUCCCCGCCGCUGCCACCUACACAGAAAAUAUGAGUCAAAUUCAUAAUAAACACAAGCACGACAUUUAUUUAGGAAAGUAAAGAAACAAUUUAGGAUGAGAGGAGAAUAAGGAGAAGUAUGGGGCUAACGUUGUGGGGUGGCCUAUUUUAAGCCACUGUCCUUGAAGCCCCGCCACGAGGAUCUUCGCCUGCAACACAUUUUUAAGUGAUUGCAAAUUCACAUUAGAGUGGGGGAAAGGGUCGGUUUAGAAAGAAAAGAGCACCAACGGGCCGGGUGGUCAGAGACGUCCACGCCAAGCCGAGGCUUUGCCUUGCAACACAGGAAGUCCUGUCUCCAGAUGAAAGGAAUGACCAGGCUUCCCACUGAGCAGCGCGCGCUGAUUUUGACGGGCAGGUCCAUAGCCAAUGGAAGUAGGCGGGACCGAAAAGGAACAGCCCCACCCACCCUGGAGGUACCGAGCGGAAGGUGA